AUGACUUCGUUGAAAUUUCGUCAAUUGAUUGAUAUGUCGAUUGGUUCCCCCGAGCCGGGACAUGUGAACUUUUAUGCUCUGCAUUGUCUACUAAGUUGCAUUGCAGAAAAGUUAAACAUCAUCGACGACACUGUCGAUUUUUCCAAAUACGAUACUGUAGUUUUAUACGCGACAAGCAAACCGAAUCAUCAAUUGAGUAAACUGCUUACGGGCAGCGUGCGUUUAGCUGGUGGAGAAGACGAAGAGAAUCCCCCCGGCGAUGUUGAGCAACCAAUUGGAACGGAAGAAGAAGAAAAAAUUGACUUGGAGGAGAAAGAAAUGAUGGUGGCCGAGUCGGAGAAACCGCUUGUACCCGAGCCAGAGCAAAGCGGUGUAGGCGAUAUUUUUGUUGACGAAGAAGAACAAGAGAAAGAGCCCAGUGAGAAAUCAAUUUCAUCCAAAAUUUCCCUACAUGAGUUGGAUUUUCGUGUAACCAAACUGGAAACAAUUGCCCAAAGGCAAUCUACACUGGAGGAAUACUUUGCCGGCGUUUCCGUAAUGAAAGACCAGAUUGAAUUUGCCAUAACCCAUUUGUUGCAUCUAACUCUUUUGACGCUAAGUAAGUCGCCUGAUGCCAAACGAAUACGGGAAUUAUAUGAUAUGGGAAAGUUGUUGCUACAACUGCGCGAUGGUAAUCCGCAUAUUGAGGGCGCAAAACUUAUCGACAUCACCGCAGUCCCAUCAUUACAUUUUGGUGAAUCCGGUUUGCAACUGACCGAAAGGAUGUCAGAAGAAGGCAUAUUUGAGUUACAACAUGACAAACGAGAGGGAGAAGCUGAUCAAAAAAUGAUUGAGGAUCAUCUGUGUUAUUCGGGCGAAAAACUUCUCGAACAAUUGCUUGAACUCAAAAGCGACUUUUGUCUAUUGGUCAACAAAGUGAAUGAGGUAUCUGCGAGAGUGUUAAAGCAAGAAAGUCAACAAACUGUGGCGCGUACGCAAGAACUGCAGGAGCAAAUGAAAGAGGUCAAGUUAUUUACGACUAAUCUGAAGACAAAUCAAGAUCGCAUGGAAAUGCGCAUUUCUCAUAACGCAAAUAAUAUUGAGACGAUUAAGUCGACUCUCGAAGAUGUGCUUGCAGAAAAGGUGGACAAAUCUGAAUUGGAAAUUCUGCUCGCCGACAAGGUUGAUUACAAUCAACUGCAACGCAAAGUAUCGCUUGAUCAAAUGCUCGAAUUGCAAUGCCGCAUCGAUAAAAAGUUUUGCGAAAUGCUUCGCCAAAUUAAUGACAACGAGAGAAAAAAUAAUAUGAUGAUUGAACAUUUGAAAGAGACCUUGGGCUUCGCGGCCAUCGAAGGCAUAUUGAAUACUUUCAAGGGUCAAAUUGAAAAAGAAAUUCAUCAUUUGCAGCACAUGUUACAAACUUAUAUAGAUUCAACUAACGAUGAGUGUGCGGCUGCCGGUGCUCGCAUCAAGGUUCUUCAAGAUCUGGCUUGUUUAUCAUGCGAUACGACCUGUGUAAUGCGAUCUAUGGAGAAGGCCAAAGUUGCAAAGCUACCUAAUGCGCACGCAUCAGUGCUUCUUAGUCCAUUGAUCACUUAUGAGUUGGGCUCGAUACGAAAAUCGGGCAUUAGCGUUCCCCGUCAUGCGGGCGGCUCACAUACAACCAACACUGCCCGAGACCGUGUAGAGAAAAUCACAAUGAAUAACAAAAAAUAG
Messenger RNA from Glossina fuscipes, 1695 nucleotides. RefSeq lists its product as uncharacterized. The transcript has 3 exons. Lineage: Eukaryota; Metazoa; Arthropoda; Insecta; Diptera; Glossinidae. The coding region runs from base 1 to 1695 and encodes 564 amino acids. The record is from RefSeq and is a predicted model, not a curated record.